Molecule: messenger RNA, 5422 nt
Organism: Prionailurus viverrinus (fishing cat)
Lineage: Eukaryota; Metazoa; Chordata; Mammalia; Carnivora; Felidae
Gene: TLE3
Product: TLE family member 3, transcriptional corepressor
Exons: 20
Coding region: 1108-3456 (782 amino acids)
Biological process (GO): negative regulation of canonical Wnt signaling pathway; regulation of DNA-templated transcription
Cellular component (GO): nucleus; transcription regulator complex
Molecular function (GO): transcription corepressor activity; protein binding
Source: RefSeq, a predicted model, not a curated record
GUUACUUUUCAGUCCCUAUUUGGAACUGCUCUCGCGGCAGUUCAGACCUCGUGCUCGUCCCCCUCGCCUGUCUGUGUGUGGUAUCCGCAGGUCCCGGGCACUUUUUUGGGUGUGUGUGCGUGUGUGUGUGUGUGCGUGUGUGUGUGUUUGGGGUGUGUGUGUGUUGGGGGGUUUUUCGGGCGCGGAGAGAAGAGCCAGGCCGAGGGGAAGGAAGGAAGCCGCAGAGCUCCCCGGUCUCGGGCUGCGCUCUCUCCUGCCUGUGCGCUCCGAGGCGGCGGUGGCGGCGCCGAGCGCUCCUCGCUGGGGACGCGGCGCUCAAGCUGGGAGCAGCGAGGACCCCUUUGCGGAGGCUUCCUGUGCCCGCUGGAGUUAGGAUGCCAGGGCAGCUGAUUUGCACCUACUGAGCCUGGAGUUUCCUCCUCGGCCCUGGGAAGGGCUUGCAGCGGCGGCGGCGGCGGCGGCGGCGGCGGCAGUAGCAGACGGAACAGCAGGCUCUCCUCUCCGAGGGGGGGCGUCUAAGCGCCCGCGCCGGGCUCCCGCCCUCACCCUCCGGCGCUCCUGCGGCCCCCAGCCGCCACCUGGGUGCUAGCCGCCUUCCUCUUCUCCCCGAGCGCCGCCUCUGGGAUCGGACCCGCGCGCCCCGGAUGCUGGGGCUGCCUCGGCGCGCCCCCCUCUCGGCGCGACUCGCCGAGUGAUCCGGAGGGGGUCCGCAGUCGCCCCAGGAGGAGACCCCGGCCUCGGGACCCCGCGCCUGAGCCACCGGGGAGACGACGAUGUCCGCGCUGUCCCCGGCCCUGACGCGCUCCACGCAGCGGGGGGAAGGCGGCCGGCCGCAGACCGCCGAGCCCUAGGCGCACAAAGCCCGCGUCCGCCGCCCGGCCUCGGCGCCCGCCGACGACUUUGCCGCCUGCUCCGCAGCUCUUUGUCUCCACUUGGGGCGGGCGCCCGACUCUGGGAUUUCGCUGCGAGAGCGGGCUGGGGGGGCCGGGGGCGAGCACUCGGUUUCCCGGCCGCCCCCCGCUCGGGCUUGGCUCCCCCCUUCCCCGCACCUCCCCGGCCCGAGCUCUCGGCGCUUCCACGCUCUCGGAAUCACGACCCCUCCCUGCCAUGUAUCCGCAAGGCAGACAUCCGGCUCCCCAUCAACCCGGGCAGCCGGGAUUUAAAUUCACGGUGGCUGAGUCUUGUGACAGGAUCAAAGACGAAUUCCAGUUCCUGCAAGCUCAAUAUCACAGCCUCAAAGUGGAGUACGACAAGUUGGCGAACGAGAAGACCGAGAUGCAGCGCCAUUACGUGAUGUACUAUGAGAUGUCCUAUGGCUUGAACAUCGAAAUGCACAAGCAGACAGAGAUCGCGAAGAGAUUGAACACGAUUUUAGCACAGAUCAUGCCUUUUCUGUCACAAGAGCACCAGCAGCAGGUGGCACAGGCCGUGGAGCGUGCCAAGCAGGUCACCAUGACGGAGCUAAACGCCAUCAUCGGGGUACGUGGACUCCCCAAUCUGCCUCUCACCCAACAGCAGCUCCAGGCCCAGCACCUCUCCCACGCCACGCACGGCCCCCCGGUCCAGCUGCCACCCCACCCGUCAGGCCUCCAGCCUCCAGGGAUCCCCCCGGUGACAGGGAGCAGCUCCGGGCUGCUGGCGCUCGGGGCCCUGGGUGGCCAGGCCCACCUGACGGUGAAGGACGAGAAGAAUCACCAUGAGCUGGACCACAGAGAAAGAGAAUCCAGCACGAAUAACUCGGUGUCGCCCUCGGAAAGCCUCCGGGCCAGUGAGAAGCACCGGGGCUCCGCAGACUACAGCAUGGAAUCCAAGAAGCGGAAAGCAGAGGAGAAGGAUAGUCUGAGCCGAUACGACAGUGACGGGGACAAGAGUGAUGAUCUAGUGGUGGAUGUUUCCAAUGAGGACCCAGCGACGCCGCGGGUCAGCCCGGCACACUCCCCUCCUGAGAAUGGGCUGGACAAGGCCCGAGGCCUGAAGAAGGAUGCCCCCACCAGCCCCGCCUCAGUGGCCUCGUCCAGCAGCACACCCUCCUCCAAGACCAAAGACCUUGGUCAUAAUGACAAAUCCUCUACCCCUGGGCUCAAGUCCAACACGCCUACUCCGAGGAACGAUGCCCCGACUCCAGGCACCAGCACCACCCCAGGGCUCCGGUCGAUGCCGGGCAAACCUCCAGGCAUGGACCCGAUAGGUAUAAUGGCCUCAGCCCUGCGCACUCCAAUCUCCAUCACCAGCUCCUACGCGGCGCCCUUUGCCAUGAUGAGCCACCACGAGAUGAACGGCUCGCUCACCAGCCCCAGCGCCUACGCCGGCCUCCACAACAUCCCACCCCAGAUGAGUGCGGCCGCGGCCGCGGCCGCCGCCGCCUAUGGCCGAUCGCCAAUGGUGAGCUUUGGAGCUGUUGGCUUUGACCCUCACCCUCCCAUGCGGGCCACGGGCCUGCCCUCAAGCCUGGCCUCCAUUCCUGGUGGAAAACCAGCCUACUCUUUCCACGUGAGCGCCGAUGGGCAGAUGCAGCCUGUGCCCUUCCCCCACGACGCCCUGGCGGGCCCCGGCAUCCCACGGCACGCCCGGCAGAUCAACACGCUGAGCCACGGGGAGGUGGUGUGCGCCGUGACCAUCAGCAACCCCACGCGGCACGUCUACACCGGCGGCAAGGGCUGCGUGAAGAUCUGGGACAUCAGCCAGCCGGGCAGCAAGAGCCCCAUCUCCCAGCUGGACUGCCUGAACAGGGACAACUACAUCCGCUCCUGUAAGCUGCUUCCCGACGGGCGCACGCUCAUCGUGGGCGGGGAGGCCAGCACGCUCACCAUCUGGGACCUGGCCUCCCCCACACCCCGCAUCAAGGCCGAGCUGACCUCCUCGGCUCCCGCCUGCUACGCCCUGGCCAUCAGCCCCGAUGCCAAAGUCUGCUUCUCCUGCUGCAGCGACGGGAACAUUGCCGUGUGGGACCUGCACAACCAGACCCUGGUCAGGCAGUUCCAGGGCCACACGGACGGGGCCAGCUGCAUAGACAUCUCCCACGACGGCACCAAGCUGUGGACCGGAGGCCUGGACAACACUGUGCGCUCCUGGGACCUCCGGGAGGGCCGCCAGCUGCAGCAGCACGACUUCACCUCCCAGAUCUUCUCGCUGGGCUACUGCCCCACCGGGGAGUGGCUGGCCGUGGGCAUGGAGAGUAGCAACGUAGAGGUACUGCACCACACCAAGCCCGACAAGUACCAGCUGCACCUGCACGAGAGCUGCGUGCUCUCCCUCAAGUUCGCCUACUGCGGCAAGUGGUUCGUGAGCACUGGGAAGGACAACCUCCUCAACGCCUGGAGGACCCCGUACGGAGCCAGCAUAUUCCAGUCCAAGGAAUCCUCGUCUGUCUUGAGUUGUGACAUUUCGGCGGAUGACAAAUAUAUUGUAACGGGCUCUGGUGACAAGAAGGCCACGGUUUAUGAGGUCAUCUACUAAACAAGGACUCUAACAGGGCUGUCAGACUCUGGGAGAAACGGACUCGGCGGUGACAGGGCGACCCCGCGAGGGGCCCCGAGGCUGGCGGAGGCUGGCGGCGGGCAGCCGAGCGGUUCAGGGCUGCGCUCCGGCAGGCCGAGAGGGCGCGCCCGCCACGGUCUGGACUCCUGGGCACGGGCUCCCGUGUCUCACGGACUCCGAUGGAUGUCCCUCCUCCUCCCCCUCCGCGACCCUGGCAGACGCUACAAAUAGAUUGAUUUGGAGGCUCGGGGCCCCAGCGCCCCAUCCCCCCCCCCCCACCCCACCCCCGCGGACACCCUCGUGAAUCUCCAUCUUUCCUUUCCCUUUCUUUUGCUCGGUCCCCCUGCCCUGGGUCGGGGACACUGGAGCGGACCACGUGUUUAUGCUGGGGGAGGGAGGGACUCUCCUGUUCCCGAUUGUGCAGCGCACAACCUUUGUGAAAAAUGUAAAUAACAGACUCCUCUAUCUUGGACUGGUCAGUGGGGGAGGGGGCCCCUUCCCACCGAAAACGCUAGCCGUGUACUUCGCCUGCUGUAUUUGUAACCCACUCGUGGUGGUGGCUUUUUUUUUUUUUUUUUUAAAGGGACAUCCCCAUUUGGGAAGGGGAGGCCGGGAGGGGGAGCCAAACGGAGAGGGAGUGGAGGGGGUAGAGGAAGGGAGCCGCAGCCGGUGACCAGACUGACCGGAAAGGGCCCCCCCACCCCCCCGCCUGGGCCGAGCGCGCCUCCCCGUGGACUUGGGAGCUGCCCGAGGCCGGCAGGACCCACCGGCGGUGGCCGGGCCGCGCGCGCGCUUGGUGGCAGCCUGGGCCGACAAAGGUCUGAUUCUCUGUGGCCUCCUGCGCUCGCCUCCCUCUCUCUCAGGGGUCCGACUCUUCUUGCUCUGUCUUUCCCUCUUGCCUCGCUCUCUCUCUUUGGUGCACACUUGGUUACGGUGAGGAGAAAUGGAGGUUCAAAAGGACCCCCAUCCCUGGUCCUUGAUCUUCGGACAUGACCUAAAAAGGACAAAAAGCGGAAAGCAUAUGGCAACUCAGCUCAGGGAGCUACCAGAGAAAAAUAGCGACUGAUGUGGGUGCUUUUUUUUUUUUUUUUAUUUGAAUAAAAAGAAUUAGAAUUGACGUCCUUUAUAAAACGCCUUCUCCCCUUUUCCUGCCUCUGACCCCUUCCUCUCUCCCUAGAGGGGCAAAGUGUAAUCCGCCUGCAGGGUUGGGAGUCCGAAGGGAUCGUCUCCCCCAGCCCCACCCUGGGCAGCACAGCAGGGCUGGGGGACCAGGGCUCGGGUGGGGACCCUGAUCCCGACACUGUGGCGACCUCUCGCGGUUGCAGUCUCUCUCUCUUUUGAGCCCCAACAGAUGACAGGUAGCCAAGUGGUCUCCUGCAGGCACCACAUGUUGGUACCAGAAUGUUCUGAGGUAUUAGGAUUUGGGUUUGUCGGUUUGUUUUGGUUUGGUCUUUUUCCUCCCUCCCUUGGUCUUUUUUUUUUUUUUCGUCGUCGUCUCUUAAGGAAAAGGUAAAGGCCGAUGUGAGCCCUGAUGGUGGGCUCUCCGUGGAUGUAGCAUAUGGAAGAUAAUUUUGAUAUUGCAUUUUUAUGGAUUAUUUUAUAAUGUGUGAUUCUGUCUGGUGAGAAGGAAGGAGGGGCUCCAGUGGAAACUUCUGGUCUUCAGUGAUCGUGCUCUGGGCGAGCAGCUCCCCUGACGGCGGGGGGGGGGGGUGUCCCAGGGGCCAUGGAGACUGGUGAGGCCCCCCCUGUACCUUUCUGAGGGUGGGGGAGGGGCCGCCUACAGAAUUUCUCUCUCUUUCUCUGGUUCAUCUGCCGUCUUGUGAAGGCUCCAGCCGCAAGGGAGGGCGGGGGUAGAGAAGGCUGAUUCCCUGAAGAAAAAAAAAGAAAAUGAAAAGUCAUUGUAACGAGCUGUUUUUAUAUUUUUAAAAGUUGCUAUUUAAAGGUU